Messenger RNA from Penicillium macrosclerotiorum, 885 nucleotides. Its product is annotated as proliferating cell nuclear antigen. Gene Ontology annotation, molecular function: DNA binding; DNA polymerase processivity factor activity. Gene Ontology annotation, cellular component: PCNA complex. NCBI's taxonomy places the organism in Eukaryota, Fungi, Ascomycota, Eurotiomycetes, Eurotiales, Aspergillaceae. The record is from RefSeq and is a predicted model, not a curated record. Gene Ontology annotation, biological process: leading strand elongation; regulation of DNA replication; translesion synthesis. The transcript is spliced from 5 exons. The coding region runs from base 1 to 885 and encodes 294 amino acids.
AUGAUUCACUAUUCGGUCUUUUCGCAUUAUCAGCGUAUCCCGCUGGACCCCCUGUAUACCACUCAGUCAGCCCUGCGAUACCCGACAGAUCUCUUAAGGCUUGAAAAAGUGCUUGAGGCACGAUUGGAACAGGCUAGCCUUCUGAAGCGCGUCGUCGACGCCAUCAAGGAUCUUGUCCAGGACUGCAACUUUGAUUGCAAUGACUCCGGCAUUGCUCUGCAGGCCAUGGACAACUCCCAUGUUGCCCUUGUCUCCAUGCUACUCCGUGCUGAAGGAUUCUCACCUUACCGCUGCGACCGUAAUAUUGCCCUCGGCAUCAACCUGAACUCCCUGACCAAGGUCCUCCGGGCCGCCCAGAAUGAAGAUAUCUUGACUCUGAAGGCGGAGGACUCUCCCGAUGCCGUCAACCUGAUGUUUGAGAGCGCCGAGACCGACCGACUUAGCGAGUAUGAUAUCAAGCUUAUGGACAUCGACCAGGAGCACCUGGCUAUCCCCGAGACUGAAUAUGCCGCCACCGUUGAGAUGCCCUCUAUGGAGUUCCAGCGUAUCUGCAGAGAUCUCAACGCCCUUUCUGAGUCCGUUGUCAUUGAAGCCAGCAAGGAAGGUGUCAAGUUCUCCUGCAGUGGUGACAUUGGUAACGGUUCCGUUACUAUCCGCCAGCACACCAACGUCGACAAGCCCGACCAGAACGUCUCGAUCGAUUUGUCUGAGCCCGUCGCUCUGACUUUCUCCCUUAAGUACCUCGUCAACUUCUGCAAGGCCUCCAACCUUUCCUCUUCCGUAAAACUGCACCUGUCCCAGGAGGUGCCCCUACUUGUUGAGUACGGUCUGGGAAGCGGUCACCUGCGGUUCUAUCUCGCCCCCAAGAUUGGUGAUGAGGAGUAA